Molecule: messenger RNA, 854 nt
Organism: Suillus fuscotomentosus
Lineage: Eukaryota; Fungi; Basidiomycota; Agaricomycetes; Boletales; Suillaceae
Product: DNA polymerase delta, subunit 4-domain-containing protein
Exons: 5
Coding region: 35-685 (216 amino acids)
Biological process (GO): DNA synthesis involved in DNA repair; DNA-templated DNA replication
Cellular component (GO): delta DNA polymerase complex
Molecular function (GO): DNA-directed DNA polymerase activity
Source: RefSeq, a predicted model, not a curated record
UGUCAACUAUUCUUAAAUUCGAACCAAGUCCACAAUGUCCUCCACGAAGAAAUCAAGCUCACGAAACAACAGUGUCCCGGCCCUUAAACAGGGGACCUUGGCCUUUUCUGUUAAGCGCACAAAUUCCCACACCACUACUAAGACGAAAGGGCCUCUACCACGACGGCCAUCCCCUUUGAUUGACAAGCAUGCAGCUGAAGACGCAAUAGACUUGGAGAUAAACAACGAGCAGGACAGUGACGCUGUGCUGGAGAUAUCUUCAGAAGAGGAGUACUCACCAGCUUCUGUGAAGCGAAGUGGAGCUCUCAAUACCACGAAAGCAUCGAUAUCCAGUCCUGCCAAAAGGCUAAAGGAUAAUCCUCCUGCUCUUAAACCCGUGGGGCAACGGCCGACAUUAGAUGUAUCGGGCAAGGCCUACCGCAAACACUAUGGACACGUGCGAGAAAAGAUGGGCCACCUUGAACCGAUUCAUUCGGAAGGGCAGAAUAGAAUCCAUCAGAUACUCCGCGUGUUUGACAUGUCCUACGAGUACGGUCCGUGUGUUGGUAUGUCACGUCUUGAGCGUUGGGAGAGAGCCGCUUCGAUUGGUCUCAACCCACCUGAUGAGAUUCGGCAUAUUCUCUUGACUGAAGAAGGAGUCGAAAAAGAUGAAUAUUCUCAAUGUGUUCUCUACGGAGAAGUGUAGUUUGAAGACUUGUUCAACUUCUCGGAUACACAACAACCUCGGUCUUCCACUGCUCCAUCACAUCGAAGAGGGUUGUGUGUUAGAGUACUUGUUCCAUACUUCUCUGUUGUACUGAUAACUUGUUAUAUUGACAUUCGUUGUGCUAUCCAAGUCAGGAUGAUUGAUCUCA